Molecule: messenger RNA, 3111 nt
Organism: Phaethon lepturus (White-tailed tropicbird)
Lineage: Eukaryota; Metazoa; Chordata; Aves; Phaethontiformes; Phaethontidae
Gene: CCDC73
Product: coiled-coil domain containing 73
Exons: 16
Source: RefSeq, a predicted model, not a curated record
GAAACAGAGAUUAAUUAUGAAGAUCAAAUAAGUAAAAUUGUUGUGGAGAAACAGGAACUUGAAUGGCAGAAGGAAACUCUGCAGCAUCAGACGGACACAUUGCACCAACAAAACAAAGAAGCUAUGGCAGUUUUCAAAAAACAGUUACAGGCAAAGAUGUUUGCCAUGGAAGAAGAAAAGGGAAGUUACCAACUUGCUGUGGAAGCAAAAGAAAAGGAAAUUGAUGGACUGAAAGAAGCAUUAAAAGCAUUACAGAUUUCAAAAUACACUUUACAAAAGAAACUGAGUGACAUGGAUCAAAAAUUACAGAUGCACUUAACAGCAAAAGAGGAGCAUCACAAGAAACUGAACGAAGUUGAGAGGUGUUACGCUACUAUUGCAUGUCAGUUUGGAAUUGUAAAAGGUGUUCAUGGAAAGCUAGAGCACAGUGUACAGGAAGCGAUACAGCUCAAUAAGAAACUAACAUCAGUGAAUAAACGACAAGAGACCGAAAUAAGUAAUCUGAAGGAAGAACUGAAGAAAGUGACUACAGACUUGAUAAGGUCCAAGGUCACAUCUCAGUACAGGGUGGGAGAAGAAAACAUCAAUCUUGCAGCAAAGGAAAAACAGUUUCAAGAACUGCAACAAAAAAUCAGAAUGGAGACAGCAGUUAGUAAAAAAGUUCAAGAAGAAAACACUCACAUUAAAGAAGAAAAGCUGGAAAUUCUCAGCUCUCUACAAUGUGUGCAGGAGCUGCUUCAGCGAAUAACCCAAACGAAUGUUAGAAUGGAAAGUGAAUUAAAUGCACUGAAAGAAGAAUAUCAGACCCUUGAAAGAGAUAAUGAGCUGCAAAGGGAGAAGGCAAAGGAAAAUGAAGAAAAGUUCCUUAAUCUUCAGAAUGAGCAUGAGAAAGCACUAAGAACUUGGAAAAAAGAUGAGGAAAAAAUGAGAAGAGAAAUAGACAUUAUUAAAAAUGAGCUGAAUUCCCUUAAAGGUGUUCAUAGACAUCCUGAAGAUUAUCAUCCUCAGGGAAAUCAUCAUUCUGAGCAAGUGGAAAAUCUGCAGAGUAGUCACGAACACUCCAAAGACAGUGAAAUACAAGCUACUCAGAAGGAAAAGGAGUGUAUGCAAUCUACAAUAACAAAAGACAGUAAUUUUGGACAUGAAGAAACUGAAGUAAAAAACACAAUGGACAACUCUUUAAGCAUUGAGGAAUUACAGAUAGAACAGAAUUUACAAGUUCUUGAAAACAGUUUUAAGGAUGAAAUUAAUGUUGCUAGCCCUUAUGAAGAAAAGCAAAGGGAGGCUUCUCCCAGGAAUACCCUCUGCACAGAUACUGAUUUAAUUACCCAAGGACAGACCUCAGAAAUACAUGUCAUUGAGUGCAAAGAAGCAGAAAAUCUAGGAGCAACGUGUAGAAUGUUACUUGAUGAAAACAAUGCAAAUUUAGAACAAAAGCUACAGGACAGCACUGAGCCAGUGGCAGCAUGCCAGACACAAACAGGAAAGGUCUUUUUAGACAGUACUGACACUGUAGGUGCCUACAAGAAAAAUGGAAGUCAGGAGACCGACUUUAGCAAGCGAGAAUUGUGCAAUACUACAGAUGAAUCAAUUUCUACUAAGGCAGAUAAAAAAUCAAAUACCAUACAACACAACAGUAGUGUCCUUACACCUGAAGCACCCCAAACUGACUCUAAAGCAGUUCUUUGCACUGAGAAGAAUGCUGUGUGUGAGAGAAGUACAGAUAAUAAUCAAGCUAAGGAAUUAAGUUUUCGCAUCCUAUCUUAUGUUGAAGAAAAUUCUCAAGCAGAACACCAAAAAUGUAGCUUGCUGGACAGUGACAAUUAUGUAGGCAAUGGAUUACAUAAAACAGAAAAAAACUUGCUAAAUCUGAGUGGCUUACAUAGAGAUAAACUUCCUUUUAAACAGACGCACGUAGAUGCUGAAGACAGAAAUUAUGAUGACAAUGCCAGAAACAUAAACAGAAAUGGUGCACUGAGGAGUUCUGAUGUUCUGGCAACUGAUGCUCAAAAUCUACUGACCAUUUAUUGUGAUAAUGCAAGCGGUGAUGAUGCCACAAAAGAACACAGUGAUAAUAUGUCUGUCUUAGGUACUUUCAAUAUAUGCCCCCCCAAAAUAGAAAGAGGAGUAAAUAUGGAUGACUUGCACAGCAAGCAACCUGAACAAGACAGUAUGGAACAAACAGGAAAUGCUACAAAUACAUGUACUUUGAACACUGAAGCCAUAUCUCCAGACGCUGAUGGUCUUCAAAUAACUGCUCAUAAAAAAAACCCAACAGAUAGAAUUAGUACAGAUAAACUAAUUCCAUGUGAAAAAGUUAAUAAUGAUAUUCAGAUACACUUCAUAAAAAAUGGACAUUCCCUGGAGAUUAAUAAUUCAACAAAUAACAUGUUGUUAAAAGAGAAAAAAGACUCACUGAAUAGUACAGUUCCAGGAAGGAAGUUUGCUGAGGGUCACCUGAAAGAAUCAUGCUCUUUACCCAUGAGAACAUCUGGAAAUUUAGUAAACAUAAGUGGAAGGUCAUCCUUUGAUCUUUCAACCUCAGAUAAAAAAGCUGAGAAAAUGCCAGUAUACUUAAAUUUUUUAGACCUCAGUUCUUGUUCAAGAGUAAAUCAAAUGAGAGGUCACGCUACAUGGACUUCAGCUUCCAAGGAACCUUCCCUUUUGAAAGAGAAACUACCAUGCUUGGUGGAAAACAUAAAGGUUAUUUCAAAAACAGAGUGUCAGAAUCUCAGUGAAAAUGUUGACAGAAGAGAAACAGGACUAGGUUCUACCAGUUUUAACAGAGCUGCCGACACUUUGAAUACCUCUAGUAUCCACCGAGACCUCCAGGGAGACCCUAGUGAAGAAUGGAAUGCUAUAGCAAAGACUUUUUAUGAUUCUUCUUUUCCCACAGAACAUGUGAAAGAAGGAUUUACUGCUUUACAGCACGAGCAGAAGUCUUCUCCCAUGACUGUAACUCCAGCAAGUGGUGAAAGCACACUCAGAGAUGAGGACAGCUGUUCUAUUCGUAACUCCAUUAUACAAAAACAAAUAGAAGAAAUUGAGAAAUUCCUGAAUUUCGAGAGACUUCAUUCAGGAAGAAAACGAAAAUAUGAAGGCGGACAGUGA